AUGGCUUACAGGUCUCAGGAGGACCUCCACUGUCCCAUCUGCCUCGAGGUCUUCAAAGAUCCCGUCAUUCUCCCAUGCAGCCACAGCUUCUGUAAAGCCUGCCUGAGGAGCUGGUGGGUGGAGAAAAGGAUCCAGCAGUGUCCCAUCUGUAAGAACACGUGUGAAGAGAAGGAUGUUCUCCGCAACCUGGCCCUGGGGAACCUGUGUGAGACGUUCCUAAAACCAGGAGACCAGGCCAACAUCUGCAAGCUGCACGGGGAGACGCUGAAGCUCUUCUGUGUGAACCACCGGGAGCUGGCAUGCGUCGUCUGCAGGGACUCAGACAAACAUCUCAACCACAAAUUCAAACCCCUGGAUGAAGCAGUGCAUCAACAGAAGGAAGAGCUCCAGGAGCGUCUGAAGGUUCUGCAGGAGAGGAUGAAGGUUUUUGAUCAAGUUAAGGUUAAGUUCUUCCAGACAGCUGAAUAUAUAAAGGUCCAGGCCCAGCAGACGCAGGUUCAGAUCAAGGAGCAGUUCCAGAAGCUCCACCGGUUUCUGGAGGAGGAGGAGAAGAUCAGGAUGGCUGCUGUGAUGAAGGAGAAGGAGCAGAAGAGCCAGAUGAUGAGGGAGAAGAUUGAUCUCUUGAAGAGAGAGAUGGUGGCUCUUCUGGAUAGAAUCAAAGACACAGAGAAGAAGCUGAAAGCUUCAGAUGUUUCGGUCCUGCUGUCCCCGAUGGACAGGGUUCAGCAGUGUCCCCAGCUGGAUGACCCACAGCUGCUGUCAGGAACCCUGAUUUCUCAGGCUAAACAUCUGGGAAACCUUAGCUUCAACAUCUGGAACAAGAUGAAGGACGUGGUCUCCUUCUCGCCUGUGAUCCUGGACCCGAACACUGCCAACCCAGAACUGGUCCUGUCUGAUGAUCUGACCUCUGUGAGAUGUGGGAGGAGACGGCAGCUCCCUGAGAACCCAGAGAGAAUCAACGGUUUCUGCUCCGUGCUGGGAUCAGAGGGCUUCUGCUCGGGGAACCACUACUGGGACGUGGAGGUGGGCAACCACACCCGCUGGGAGCUGGGGGUCCUCCAGGAGUCCGUUCAGAGGAAAGGGGACUUGUGGCCAGGACUGUGGAGAAUCCAGCUGUGUGACGGGAAACACAAAGCCAUGUCCCCGCCCCGAACCAGCGCUCUUCUGCCGGUGAAGACCCUCCAGAGGAUCACGGUGAACCUGGACCUGAACAAGAAGAAGCUGUCAUUCUUUAAUGCCGACACCAGCGAGCCCAUCUACACCUUCAUCCACAGCUUCACGGGGAGAGUCUUCCCGUACAUCUGGGCUGGAGAGGAGCGCCCUCUGAGGAUUUUACCCGUUAACAUCAGUGUGUGCAUGCUCGGGUGACGCUGAGGCGUCCUCACCAGGACGCAGCUGUCCCCAAGAGGCUUCUGGUCCUCCACACGUCCAGGUUUCUUCUCAUCAGAGGCCUGGGGCGUUUGGUGUGGUUUUAAUGUUCUGCUCUAAGCUGUCCAAGGGUGGGGGAGCAGAACUAUCAAAGGUUCUAGAAGCUGAUGAUUUCUACUGAUGGUAUAAGAGUUAAAGAAAUGUUAAUGCUGAGGGGAGAAGAUAGAGGAGGAGGAGGAGCAGCAGGAGUGGGGGGGGGGGGCAUUAAACAGCUUAAGCUGGGCGGACACUGUGCGAUUUUUUCACUCGUAGCACUCAGCUUCAGCUCAAACUGUACGACUUCCUCGCAGAGCAGAUCUCACGAGUCAUGUGCUCACACUGUACGUCUGGUAGUAACACGUCGGCCCUAAAAAUAUGCUAAAAAUAGCAGUUUUACACAACACGUCAGACUUUUUUGUCUUGUUUUGCCUGUUGUCCUUCGGGAGUGCUGCAGGAGGACACACAGGGAUUAAUGGGGGUUGGAUGAGGAAAACGAAAUAAAGAAAGUAAAUCUGUAUUUAGUGAUCAGUUUAAUUUGACAUGAACACGACAAACACGCUUUCUUGACAAUCUUUGUGAGUAAAAAAAAAACUUGUAGAAACAAAAGCGAACAGCGUGUGUUAUUAGGGAAAUAGCGGGCGAGCGGCGCUGAUGCAGGAUUGCGCAUGCGCCGUGAGCGGUUCUGAUACUUUUUGGGUCGCAGCGCCACUUCAACAGUGCGAUACCCUCACGCGAGAUGAGCAAAAUAUUAAACACGGCAGAAGUCCGUGCGAGUUCACAACAGCUGAUCGGUAGCUGGUCACGGGGUGUUAAUCGCCUCUCGUAACCCCCAGUACACUACACGACACUCAGCGCAAAACUCGCCCCGAUCUUGUGGAUUCUCGCACGAGUGGAAAAUCGGCUCAAAAAAGUUAAAAAGUCGCACAGUGUACACCCGGCUUUAGACAUGUUGGUUCCUGGUUAGCUUUCAGGUAAUUAUCAUGUAAACAAUGAAAGUGAGUCAGAAUAGUUUAGACAUAUAAAAAUCUGUUAAACGAUGUUUUAAUUUCUAAAAGCAGAAACUGUCUGGUUGUUUUAUUGGAUUAUCUAAUCUGUGGGUUAAUAGAAUAUCUCACAGAUUAAGUAUUAGUAUUAUAGUUUGUUUCCACCAUUUUUGAACCUGCUUUCACUCAAUUCUGACCGCGAAGGGUUUUGAUGUUUCCGGUUUCAUCAGAUCUGUGACUCACCGAUCAACUGUAAAGGCUGUCACCUUGUGGCCGAAAUCAGAACUGCGUCAUGUUUUUAGUUGUUUUCUGACCUUAUUUUGUUUAUUUUCUGUUAAUAAAACGUGUAAAAACACUUUUAAUGUUUUAAUAAUUUCAGGCUUUAAGUAGACGGUUGAUUUAAAGAAGAGAAGUGUUACUUUGCCUGAUGUAUCUGUGAGAAACGCACUUUGGGGAUUGUAGAUGUUUAAAUUUGGGAAAUAAAAAUAUUUCUAUAUAAUA
This is a messenger RNA of Nothobranchius furzeri (turquoise killifish), 2891 nucleotides long. Its product is annotated as zinc-binding protein A33. Gene Ontology annotation, biological process: protein ubiquitination. The record is from RefSeq and is a predicted model, not a curated record. Gene Ontology annotation, cellular component: cytoplasm. Lineage: Eukaryota; Metazoa; Chordata; Actinopteri; Cyprinodontiformes; Nothobranchiidae. Gene Ontology annotation, molecular function: ubiquitin protein ligase activity; protein binding; zinc ion binding.